Gossypium arboreum is the source of this 1848-nucleotide messenger RNA. RefSeq lists its product as uncharacterized. Bases 1 to 1848 code for a protein of 615 amino acids. The transcript has 3 exons. Lineage: Eukaryota; Viridiplantae; Streptophyta; Magnoliopsida; Malvales; Malvaceae. The record is from RefSeq and is a predicted model, not a curated record.
AUGGAUCUCACCGUGUCUGAGAUUAAGAAAAGGGGAGAGAUGGAACUUCAACAUUUCUCCCAUCACCAUCCUUUGUUCUUCAUUCAAGACCAAAGUGUUACAGAUAAAGCAGCUCAGUGCUUUGGGUGUGAGGAACUUAUAGACGGUCCAAGCUAUGGUUGCAAUGACUGUAAGUAUUAUCUUCAUAAGAGAUGUGCAGAGUUAGAGUUAACCCCCCACCUUAAUCAUCCUUUCCACCCUCAACACCUUCUCACUCUUUUGCCAAAAUCUCCUUACGAGGGUGGUUGGGGGUGUGAUUUUUGUCAGAGGCCUUCUUCGGGAUUCGUUUAUCAUUGUGAUCCUGUAAAUUCGAUCUGCACAUCAACUGUGCUUUGCUUCAAUCAUCCAUUGCUCCAAAUUUUCCUACUCCUUUGCAUCAACAUCCAUUGCUCUUCAUUCAAGACCAUAACGAAGAAGUCAAUUGCGAUUGCUCCGGAUUGUGCAGAACUACCCCUUGAGAUUAAUCACCCCUACGACCGCCGUAAGCAUCCCCUUACUCUCUUGCCGAAACCACCUACUCAUCUUCACAACUGUAGUUGUUACUUGUGCAAAAUUCAGUGGAAAGGGUUUAUUUAUUCUUGCUCUUUUUGCAAGAUUGAGCUCACUCUCGAAGAUGUUUCUGCUCCACCAACAAUUAAAAAUGCAAGUCAUGAACACCCAUGGACGCUUUUGUCAAGACAAAGGUCAUUUAUUUGUGAUUUUUGCGGUACCACCGGAGAUCGCACCCCAUACAUUUGUGCUAUAUGCGACCUUCUUGUCCAUAAAAAUUGCAUUUCAUUGCCACGGAGUAUCUUAAUAACGCGACAUCAUCAUGUUAUUUCCCACUCAUAUUCUCUUCCGCAACAAGAUGAGUUGUGCAGAAUUUGUUACGAGGAAGUCGAUACGAGGUAUGGCAGUUACCAUUGCUCUGCUUCUGAUUGCGGUUAUAUUUCUCAUGUGCAUUGUGCAACAGAUAAAGCAGUUUGGGAUGGAAACAGUGUCCCGGAAGACUAUGAUGAGAGGUCCAUGGAAGUUCUUGAUGAAUCUAUGAAUUUGAUUACCAAUAUUGUCGAACAAAUGAGUUUUGGAGAGAAAACGGUAGCAGUUGAGAUCAAACAUGCUUAUCAUGAUCAUAAUUUAAGACUCACUUUUAGUGGGGAGAUGAACGACGAUGGCCAAUGUGAUGGGUGUAUGAGGCCUAUCUCAACACCUUUUUAUAGUUGUGAGCAAUGCAAGCUUUUUCUCCAUAAAAAAUGCGCUGAACUGCCGAGAAAAAAACGACACCCAUUUCACAAGCACUUGCUUACACUCACAAAUUCAAGCACAGUAGCGAAAUGCAGUGCUUGUCGUAGAAAUGGAAACCCAUGGGACAUGGCAUAUAGAUGCACAAAGCGUUGUGAUUUCACAUUAGAUCUACAAUGUGCCACACUACCACUCACAACUUGGUACAAGUAUGAUAGACAUCCUCUUACUCUAACUUGCACAGAUGAUUCUGAUCCUUCUCAGCAUUAUUGUGAUCUGUGUGAGCAUGAAAGGGACCCAAAUGAUUGGUUUUACUACUGUGCUGAAUGUGAUAACUCUCUCCAUUCCAUAUGUGCUCUUGGAGAUAUCCCAUUUCUGAAGAUUGGAAGCAACAUUGACAAGCUUCCUUUUCAUAGUCACCCACAUCCAUUCACUAUUGUGAAAAACAUAUGGGAUUGCCCUCCAUGUAAAUUUUGCGGUGAGGUUUGUAAUGGACAAGCUCUACAAUGUAAAGAAUCUGAAUGCAACUUUAGCAUCCACUGGUUUUGCCCUGCAAUAUUUCCCAGGUUCUCCAACUCUAAUGAAUGA